AUGAAAAUACUCAUUGUUGGUGCGAGUGGAAUGAUUGGGAACGAAGUUCUCAUUCAGUGUCUCGCUCAUCCAAGAAUAUCGAGCGUCGUCGCGUUUGUGCGUCGAGAACUUUCAGCUCAAGUAUCUGGCCACCCGAAGCUUGAGUCUGUUUUUAUCAAAGAUUUCUCAGCCUGGCCGGAAGAUGUACUACAAGCACACGCAGACGCCGCUGCUAUGAUUUGGAAUAUGGGAUCCUACAAUGGCAGCGUUGCGGUCGAUUUGGAGUAUCCCAUUGCCUUUCAAGAAAGUAUGGCGCGAGUGUUGGAAACGAAAGACAUCACAUCGCGAUUCAGAUACGUCAUUUUGGGCGGCAAAUUCGUACGCCAAAACCAAGAGCAAAAGUUGUGGUUCCUAGACAAACCACGCAAGAUCAAGGGUUUGCUUGAAACAAGAGCACUUUCAUUUGCAGAGAAACAUGCAAGUAUGUGGGAGGCUUUCAUCGUUAAGCCAGGAGGAGUUGUACCGAAGAAAGUGAUGGGUAGUGGCGUGCUUGGCGUGUUUACUGCGAUGGGGGCGGUGAUGGGCGAAAAUUGGUCCAUCCGAAUUGAUGAACUCGGUGCGUUCAUGACGUAUCUUGCUAUCGAUGGCAAGGGAGAGGACUCUAUCACUGAAAAUGCGCACAUCGUGAGAAAAGGACGGGAGCUUUUGAAAUCCCAAAACGGUGGAUCUGAGUCCUAG
Ilyonectria robusta is the source of this 717-nucleotide messenger RNA. RefSeq lists its product as uncharacterized. Bases 1 to 717 code for a protein of 238 amino acids. The transcript is spliced from 3 exons. The record is from RefSeq and is a predicted model, not a curated record. Lineage: Eukaryota; Fungi; Ascomycota; Sordariomycetes; Hypocreales; Nectriaceae.